GGGUUACAACACCCUUUUCUCCUGCUUUGACGCACACCAGCCUGGGGGAAGCCUUCCAGGGACUCGACUCAGCCUUGAGAUUGCCAACAGACACAACAAGGGGCGGGCGCACUGUGGGGCAGGAGCAGAGCCAAGCAGAUAGGCAGCCCUAGCCUGCCACUAGGACCCUGCACACUCUGGACUUCAGUGCUUUUUCACAUGGAGCCCACGGUAGUGCUCAUCACCGGCUGCUCCUCCGGAAUCGGCCUGCACUUGGCUGUUCGUCUAGCUGCUGAACGUUCCCAGAGCUUCAAAGUUUAUGCCACAUUACGGGACCUGAAGGCACGGGGACCACUGUUGGAGGCAGCUAGGACUCAUGGGUGCCCUCCUGGCUCCCUGGAGAUACUGGAAUUGGAUGUGAGAGACUCCGAUUCUGUGGCUGCUGCCCAGGCACGCGUGACUGAGGGUCGUGUGGAUGUACUGGUCUGUAAUGCUGGCCGCGGUUUGUUCGGGCCGCUGGAAGCGCAUGAGUUGAACGCUGUGGGUGCUGUGUUGGACGUGAACGUGCUCGGGACCAUUCGGAUGCUGCAGGCCUUUCUGCCAGACAUGAAGAGGCGCCACUCCGGGCGUGUGCUGGUGACCGCGAGUGUGGGAGGCUUGAUGGGACUACCAUUCCACGAAGUGUACUGUGCCAGCAAGUUUGCGCUGGAAGGUUUGUGUGAGAGUCUGGCGAUCCUGCUGCCGCUCUUUGGAGUCCACGUGAGCCUCAUCGAGUGCGGGCCAGUGCACACAGCCUUUUAUGAGAAGCUGGAGGGCGGCCCAGGCGGGGCUCUGGAGCGAGCAGAUGCUCAGACCCGACACCUCUUUGCUCACUACCAGCGUAGUUAUGAGCAAGCUCUGAGCAAGGCGCAGGACCCAGAGGAGGUGACGGAGCUCUUCUUGACUGCAAUGCGAGCCCCGCAGCCCGCUCUGCGAUACUUCUCCACGAACCGCUUCCUGCCGCUGACCCGAAUGCGCACGGAGGAUCCCAGUGGCAGCAGCUAUAUCGCGGCCAUGCACCGCGAGGCCUUCUCUGAUCUGCUGGACCAGGAGGGUGCCAAGGCUGGGGCCCAAGCCCCGGGAAAUCCAGACGCAGCCUCCAGAACCCUCAUUUGCCCUCCUGAAUGUGCAACCCCUCGGGUGGUAUCUGAAUUGGGGUGGUCUGCAUCGGAUAAACUGUGUCGGGACAAAUCAUGCUACCAGCAAAAGAUCUAAGCCAGAAUCUCUUUCUUCUUACUUUAGAAUGUGCUUUGUUUUAAGACAGGGUCGCACUCUGUAGCCCAGUCUGGACUGUAACUCAUAAAGAUCCACCUGUCCUUGCCUUCCUCCUGAGUGCUGGAACCUUAGGCCUAUGCAACCACACACUUCUCAGAAUCAUUUGAAAUAGUGCAAACCUCUUCAUGGGUCAAGAUAAGAGGGCUGAUAUCCAAUGUGCUAGGUUAAGAAGUUUUUUUUUCUUCCAAUAAAUGUAUUUAUUCAUUAUUAUUAUCAUCGUGUAUGAUGUAGAGGGGGACACAUUUCAUCGUCACACAGAGUACAGAGAUUAGGUGACAAGUUUGUUUCCUCUCCCACCAUGGAGUUCAGGGAUUGAACUCAGGCCUUCAGGCUUGAGCUAUAAAAACUUCUAACCCAUAAGCCAGCAAGUUGGGACCAGGCUGUAACAACCACCACCAAUUUUUGUUGAAUAGUGUCUUAUAUAGCCCAGCCUGGUCUUGAACCUGCUAUGUUGUUGAGGAUGACUGAAAUGUCUAAUUCUCUGUCCUCCCCUCAUGAAACUAGGGUCAGGCUUGUGGUCCCCACCACUAACACAUUAACCAUAUGUUCCCAUGUAUAUGGGCAGGUGUGUGUGUGUGUGUGUGUGUGUGUGUGUGUGCAUGUGUGGAGUCUGGAGUCUUGACUUGUUCCUUAUUUGUCGACGCAGGGUCUCACUGAACUUGGAGCUUAUGUUUGUCUGGACUAACAGGUUGCCCUCAAGGAUCCUAGGUCUCUUGUCUCCCUAGUGCUGGCAUUACAAGAGGACAUGAAGGGAAGCCCUGGGUUCUGGGGAUCCCAGUGGGCCUCCCUGGGCCUUUAGCUGUGACACAGGCAUCCUUUCUCCAUCUGAAUAAACUUCAGAUCUCAUGGCUUCA
This is a messenger RNA of Apodemus sylvaticus (European woodmouse), 2147 nucleotides long. It is a transcript of the gene Hsd17b1, whose product is annotated as hydroxysteroid 17-beta dehydrogenase 1. The coding region runs from base 199 to 1233 and encodes 344 amino acids. The transcript is spliced from 6 exons. Gene Ontology annotation, cellular component: cytoplasm. Lineage: Eukaryota; Metazoa; Chordata; Mammalia; Rodentia; Muridae. Gene Ontology annotation, biological process: estrogen biosynthetic process. The record is from RefSeq and is a predicted model, not a curated record. Gene Ontology annotation, molecular function: estradiol 17-beta-dehydrogenase [NAD(P)+] activity.